CUUAACUCAAGCUGAACAUCUAGAGCAAUACAACAACUCUAUUUUUUCAAAUAACACACAUCAUAAUAUAUAUACAAAAUGUCCCAAAACCGUCUCCCAGGCUCCACCCGCGGCGGCGCCAGCUCCCAACCCACACCAGCCAACAACUCCGGCGGAGGCAGCGGCUGGGGCGACGAGGGCUAUCCCAAGGGAGGAGGUCUAGGAACAGCGAACCAGACGUCGUCGGACGAUGGGGUUCCUUCCGACAUCCUCACCACGCCCGCCCUGCAAGGCAUCUCGCAGCAAAAGCAAGCCGCAGAGCAAAAGUUCAUGAAUCGGUGGGAUGAAGGACAUGAUGAGCGGGAGGGAACUUGUGCUUCGGAAGAUCAUAGCUUCAUGGGCACAAAGCCUGGUGGGUCGGAUGCGUUGCCCGGUUGGAAUGUGCUGAAGGAUAAGUUGGGAUUGUAAGCUUGCCUGCUGCUCCUUUCCUUUCCUUCCUUCCUGAUGCUCUGGCUGUUCCAUUUUUGGGAUGCGGGCUGAUGGGGUGGGGUUGGGUUUUUUUUAGUCUUUAUCCGGAGUAAUUGGAAUUUUUCUUCUGGGGUUGGUAGGGUUAAUGAAUGAUAUGAAUGAC
Messenger RNA from Aspergillus neoniger CBS 115656, 610 nucleotides. RefSeq lists its product as uncharacterized. Lineage: Eukaryota; Fungi; Ascomycota; Eurotiomycetes; Eurotiales; Aspergillaceae. The transcript is spliced from 3 exons. Bases 79 to 447 code for a protein of 122 amino acids. The record is from RefSeq and is a predicted model, not a curated record.